AAACAUGAAACGAUCGGGUGGCAGUGAGAGCGAGAAGAGAAGAAAGAGACGCAGGCUGCUGCAGGAGCUAGGAGACCAGCGCAUCCCCUACCUCGGGCCCUCAGACCAUGGCUUCCAACAGCUGUGGGAGACUAGCUACUCUGGCCUGGCUCUGCGGCGGUCCUGCUCCCUGCCUGAGGAGCUCCAUGGUCGGGUGGAGGCUGCUCUGUUCACCCUGCGGCGGAGGGGCUGUUUCCUGAGGGACCUGGUGAAGGUGAGGGACCGAGACGUCUUCACCGUCGUGUCCCGGGUGCUGCUGGGUCAGCCAGGAACCACCUACCGCUAUCUGGACACGCGGCUCUUCACCAUCCCCUGGCACACUGACGAGCAGAGAGGGACCUGCUGCGACCCAGACCUCAGCGCCGCCUGCAAAGCACUCUGGGAGCUCAACUGCUUCUUCUGCUCUGAUGUCGGAGACAGGAAGGAGGGGGAUGUUUUCAAGCAGUGCAGGAAAGAGUUGUUUGGUGCUAUAGAGUCUAAACCCAGUGUAGAAGGAGACACGGAGUCUAAAGAUAGUGAGGAGUCCAAACCCAGUGACGAUGGAGGAGACUCGGAGUCCAAGCAGAGUGAGGAGGGAGAGACUGAGUCAAAGCACAGCGACGAUUGGGACAUAGAGUCAAAAUACAGUGAAGAGGAAGGCUCAUCGUCCAAACAGGAUGCAGCGUGGGAGUCAAGACACGGCGACGAGAUGGGAGACAUGAAGACUAAACAAACUGAAUUGGGGAGUCCAACGGCGUCAAAACAACACAGUGAGGGAAAACACACAGGCUGGAAGCACAGGCCAGCUGGCAGCACAGAGACAGAGACCACAGACCUAGGCCCUCAGGAGAAGCCUGUGGCUGAGCUAAAACACAGUCUCUCUGGGUACCACAUUGAAGAUGAGGAGGAUGAAGACCAGCAGAGUGGCCAGGGAUGCUCUAACCUCAACCCUGCUAAGACAUCCUGUCCUGGCCCGACCCAGUUCAACGUCACCCUGCUCAACUACAUGGACCCAGCAGCAAUGAGCCAGCUGAAAGAAGAGCCAUAUUAUGGGAUGGGUAAGAUGGCUGUGGGCUGGCACCAUGAUGAGAACCUGGUCAGCUUAUCUCCUGUGGCCGUCUACAGCUACAGCUGUCAUGACGACGACAAAGGUGUGAGCUCGGAGGAGGGUCCUGCAGAGAAGGGCUGCUGGAGGAUUGGUCUAAAGGUGGCCUGGGACAUCCACACCCCUGGACUGACCCUCCCACUGCAGUCCGGAGACUCCUACUACCUUAGAGUUGGUAGUUACAGUUUUGUCCCAUCGCUGCAACUCCCGUACGGACUCGGAGAGGUGAAGAUCGAGAGCCCUCCGAAACACGACCCCACCAAGCCGCGCUGA
Messenger RNA from Oncorhynchus nerka (sockeye salmon), 1396 nucleotides. Its product is annotated as alpha-ketoglutarate-dependent dioxygenase FTO-like. Bases 5 to 1396 code for a protein of 463 amino acids. NCBI's taxonomy places the organism in Eukaryota, Metazoa, Chordata, Actinopteri, Salmoniformes, Salmonidae. The record is from RefSeq and is a predicted model, not a curated record. Gene Ontology annotation, molecular function: mRNA N6-methyladenosine dioxygenase activity; ferrous iron binding; broad specificity oxidative DNA demethylase activity. The transcript has 5 exons. Gene Ontology annotation, biological process: RNA repair; regulation of multicellular organism growth; DNA alkylation repair.